AUGUCUAAACAACCAGUUGAUCAAUUAAUAACUCAAUGGAUAUAUCAUGAUUAUUUACAAUAUAAAGAUAGACCACCAAAAAGUAAUGUUACUGUUAAAUAUGCUAAAGCACUUUUGGAUGUAGCUGGUUCUGAUGGUGUACUUACUGAUGCUGAAAGAAAAUGGGUUUUAGGCUAUGCAGCAACUCGUGGUGUAAAACAAGAAGAUCUUGAUGUUCUAAAACAAUAUAAAAUAGGUUCUGAAGAUACAACAGCUAUUUUUAAUGAUGAUAGUAAAUUAAAAACUGCUGAACAUCUUCAAGCUGAACUUAUUUAUGAUGGAUUUCGAGCGGCAGCUGCUGAUGGUGAAUUAAAAACACGAGAAAUUGAUUCCAUAUGUGCAUUAGCAAAAAAACUUGGUAUGACUGAUGAAAAAUUUCAAGCUUUGCUUGAAUUAUAUGGACAAGAAGAAGAACAUCGACAAAAACGAAUUGCAUUGCUUUUUCCAAAAGAUUAUGGUCAAGCUAUUAAAGCCAUUGAUACGCAUUAUGCACGUUAA
Messenger RNA from Rotaria sp. Silwood2, 537 nucleotides. Lineage: Eukaryota; Metazoa; Rotifera; Eurotatoria; Philodinida; Philodinidae. The record is from the annotation of a GenBank genome assembly.